UCUUCUUCUGGAUGGGUCUAUAAAUAAGACAUCCCACCAGGGCACCUCUGCCAGGUCUUCAAAGAUGAUUCGAAUAAUAGCAGGUGCCCUUCUCAUCUGCUCUCUCGCUAGAGCCACCCAGAAGCCACAAGGCCUCUUGCAUGUUGGAGGACAUGGAUCCCAUUCCAACGUGAUUAGAGGCAGGGAGGUAGUACCUCAUUCCUACCCCUAUGUGGUCUACAUCAACGCCUGGGGUGACUGCCAAGGUUUCCUGAUUUCUGACGAGUGGGUUGUGACCAUCGCCCAGUGCAUAGCAAGUGCUGACACAGCCACGAUGACAUUCGGAGCUCACAACAUUAACAUGGAUGAGCCCGAGCAGGUCAAAAUGACAUCCACGGAAUUCAUCGUCAACGAAUACUUCCACCCAAUGUCUUUCGGCAACGACAUAGCCCUGGUGAAGUUGCCGGAGAAGAUUCAGUUCACAGAUGCUAUCCAGCCAGCUCCUCUCCCCACCUACGACAUCAAGCCUGGCAUGACAGCUGUUCUGACAGGAUGGGGACAGACAAGCGCAACCGACCCCACAUACUCAGACGUCUUGAGGGAAGGAGACGUAACCAUAUCCGAUGACAACGAGUGUGACACGUAUUAUGGACAGAGGCACCCCAAGACAGUCUGUGUGAUGACCAACACUGGAAGUACUCCCUUCUGCUUUGGUGACUUUGGAGGUGGGCUCCACAGAGAUGGCUCAGUCCACGGCAUCGCGUCCUUCUUCUCUGGAGCGGGGUGCGAUUCCGGGGGCGCCGAGGUCUACACCAGAAUCUACGACUUCGUUGACUGGAUCAAAGAGAAGACCGGAGUUUAGACAACUGGCCAAAGUCGUGGAGGAUGUAGCGGUGGAUGCUGGUCUGGAAACAUUUCCUGUGCAAUGAUGUGCAAUAGAUUGAAUUAAAUUCUCAAGCGCU
Macrobrachium nipponense is the source of this 941-nucleotide messenger RNA. RefSeq names its product brachyurin-like. The record is from RefSeq and is a predicted model, not a curated record. The transcript has 7 exons. Lineage: Eukaryota; Metazoa; Arthropoda; Malacostraca; Decapoda; Palaemonidae. Gene Ontology annotation, molecular function: serine-type endopeptidase activity. The coding region runs from base 65 to 841 and encodes 258 amino acids. Gene Ontology annotation, biological process: proteolysis.